Messenger RNA from Conger conger (European conger), 1858 nucleotides. It is a transcript of the gene pdcd2, whose product is annotated as programmed cell death 2. Gene Ontology annotation, cellular component: nucleus; cytoplasm. NCBI's taxonomy places the organism in Eukaryota, Metazoa, Chordata, Actinopteri, Anguilliformes, Congridae. The transcript has 6 exons. The record is from RefSeq and is a predicted model, not a curated record. Bases 154 to 1263 code for a protein of 369 amino acids.
CUUAUGUAGGGGUACAUCCACCUAAGAUACAGAACGAGGAAUCUGCCCCGCGUCUACGCUGCCCCACCAGUCUAUAUGUCCCAAACGCUGCUGGAGCGAGGUUAAACAAGUAAACUGCCUGUUAGAAAUCCGUUUUAAUUUUUGAAAGAUCCGAUGGCAGGGAAUGAAAAGAACGCAUCUAAGGCGGAAACUGGGGUUGUGUUGGGAUUUUUGGAAGAAGCGGAGCCCUGGCAGCUUCACAGUUCCCAGUUCCCGAGUAAAGUUGGGGGGAAACCAGCAUGGCUGAGCCAAGCAGACUUGCCAUGCCCGAUAGCCUGUGGGAAAUGUAAUCGCCCUGCAGCGUUUCUCUUGCAGGUUUACGCACCGAUUGACGGACAAGACAGAAGUUUUCACAGAACACUGUAUGUGUUUUGUUGCAAAACGCCAGACUGUUACUCCUACAACGAGAGCCGCUGUUUUAAAGUAUAUAGGAGCCAGUUACCAAGGAAAAAUGACUUCUACCCAUAUGAUCCGCCACCUGAGGAAAAGGCGAUGGUUGAAACUGACAGUGAUCCAGCUGUAUUGCAGUCCGGUGUCAAACUGUGCACGGUGUGCGGCUGUGCUGGACCAAAGACUUGCUCCCGUUGCCACGCUGUGAAUUACUGCAGCAAAGAACACCAGGUUAUAGACUGGAAAAGCGGACACAAGAAGGAAUGCGGCACAUCCGGCUCAGCUGGGCUUCUCAAGCACGGAUUGUGCUUUCCUGAGUUCGAGCUGGUAACAGAACCAGAGGAGGCCGAAGUAAAAGUGGAGCAGUGUGAAGCAGACGAAACGCAGGAAGCACUGGAGUGCAGUGCCACAGGAGGAGAUUCUUUGGAAGAGAAGGAACUAGAAGAUAUGGCUAGGCAUGAGACGGAGGACAGCAGAGUGUUCCAGAACUUCAAACAGAGGAUUGAACUGGAACCUCAUCAGGUGUUGCGGUACUGUAGGCGUGGUUCUCCCCUCUGGGUCUCAGGCGAACACGUUCCUAAAGAGGAGGAUAUUCCGAACUGUCUUUGCGGAGCUAGGCGCAUCUUUGAGUUUCAGGUUAUGCCUCAACUCCUGAACCACUUGAAAGUGGACGACCCGAACGCAAGCAUUGACUGGGGAACUCUGUCCGUGUACUCCUGCGCGAACAGCUGUGAUCAGGGCCACAGCUAUCACCCAGAAUUCAUCUGGAAACAGGACUUCUCAGCAGACCAGCCAAACAGUACAACAGAGGCUGGAGAAACAGACUGUCAGUAAAGUCUAUAUACACUCAGUGACCACUUUUGCGCAUGAGAUUUAUUUUAUUUUUUUACAUCUUGGUCUGCUCCUGUAGCCCAUCCACAUCAAGGUUUGAUAUGUUGUGUGUUCAGAGAUGCUCUUCUGCAUACCUCAAGUGUAGCACAUGAUUGAGUUACUAGUUGGCACCUUCAUGCUUAAGCCAGUCUGGCGAUUCUCCUCUGUCCUCUCAUUAACAAGACGUUAUCGGCCACAGAACUGCCGUUCAACUGGUUUUUUUGCACUUUUGUCCCGGGAUAUGAGCAGUUUCUCAAAAUACUCAAACCAACCAGUGUGGCACAAACAGUCAUUCCACAGGCAAAGUCACUUAGAUCACAUUUAUUCCCCAUUCUGAUGUUUGUUCUGAACAACUGACCUGUUUGAUUUUGACCACAUCUGCACGGUUAUAUGCAUUCAGUUGCUGCCACAUGAUUGGCUGAUCAUAUAUUUGCAUUAACAAGCUGGUGUACAGGUCUACCUAAUCAAGUGGUCACUGAGUAAAAACUACACUCCUGACACCCGACUAUGCUUAAUCCAGACCUUUUACUCAAAUAAAAAAGUUUAUUAUAUUGUUUGA